Messenger RNA from Aaosphaeria arxii CBS 175.79, 1279 nucleotides. RefSeq names its product kinase-like protein. The record is from RefSeq and is a predicted model, not a curated record. The coding region runs from base 282 to 1112 and encodes 276 amino acids. The transcript has a single exon. Gene Ontology annotation, biological process: protein phosphorylation. Gene Ontology annotation, molecular function: protein kinase activity; ATP binding. Lineage: Eukaryota; Fungi; Ascomycota; Dothideomycetes; Pleosporales.
GAAUGCUUUACUUCAGAGCAAAAAUGCCGUUCUUGGAAGCAGUGUAGCUAGGCCUUGCUACAGAAUUAAUAGGUUUAUUUUCACUGUUAUAAGAUACGCUACUCUAAAUUCUGUUCACACACUGCAUAUCCAGUCUUUGUUGUGUUACCUCGUGCCCCUCUUUGUUCCCCUUCGAUAAUCUAGAGGACACCUGGGUAGCUUCUUCGACACCUACAACUAAUUCCAACACUUCCUUACUUUGAUUUCGAAGCGUUAUUUGUUUCCGAAUUACUUUUUAGAGAAUGCCAUCAUCUUCCUGCAAUAACAUAACCAUACCGAAGGAUGGUAAAUAUCACGUUGACCCAUCAAACCCAAUGCACAUGGUGAGGUACUUGGAAGCGUGGUACCCACCUGGAGUAUCAGAGAAAGACUUUCUAUGGGGUGGCAACACCGCACAGCUAGCACUACUUGCAGACAAUACUGUACUAAAGUACGCCUGGGACAGAGACGACGGUCGCGCGAAGAAUUGUCUCGAAGUGGAACAUUCAAUUCUAUCAGCACUUGGAGAUCAUGAAAGGAUCAUAAAGUACUUAGGGAAGCACGAGUACGGCCUUCGAUUCAAGUUCGCAGCUAAUGGAGAUGUACGCCGGUACUUGACAAGUCGAAAUCCUAGCGAAAGCUCAGAGCAGCUACGAAGGAAGUGGGCGAAGCAGGCCGCUGAAGCAGUAGCUUUUAUCCACAGCGAAGGCGUUAUCCAUUGCGACAUACAUCCAAAUAAUUUCCUUCUUGACGAAAACCUUGACAUUCAACUCUGCGAUUUCGCUGGAUCUGUAUUCGGUCAUCUAGAUGGGGGCGCUAUGGAAAGCAUUCGAUUUUUCCUGCCGAGGGAUCCAAUGACCACACCAGACAUCAAGUCAGAUUUAUUUGCACUAGGGUCUACCAUCUAUUUCCUAAUGUCUGAUCGUGAGCCAUAUAGCAAUCUGAUAGAGGAAGAAGUGACAGCUCGAUAUUCAAGAAUGGAAUUUCCAGAUAUUCGAAGAUACCCGUGCGGACGUGUUAUUGAGGCCUGCUGGAAAGGCGACUACCGAAGUGCACAAGAAGUGGUAGAAUCCAUUCUUGCACUAUCUGAUUGAAAGAGCUCAUACAUUGGUUUACAGUAAUUGAAGACCAUUUUAUUGCAAUAAGACUCACAUAACUACGUCAUCGACGCAGCUAAGCCUGCAAGCUUCAUGCCCAAGGCUACGUACAUAUCUGGUUGUUUAGAUUUCGAACAUCAUCUGACACUAAGUUUCUAACCACC